GUCUCCGCCUGCCCCACCAUGGAGGCCACAGAGGUGCCCAUCCAGGCUGAGAUGGUGGAACUAGUGCCCAACGGGAAGCAUGCUGGAGCACUCAACACAUCCACUGUCCCCUCGCUGGCAGGUGACAGGUUUGACGAGAACCAGUCCAGCGCAGCAGAGCUGGAGGAGUUUCUUCCCCAUGGCACUGAGAAGAAGCAGACGCACUUCACAGAUUUUGAAGGGAAGACGUCUUUCGGGAUGUCCGUGUUCAAUCUCAGCAACGCCAUUAUGGGCAGCGGGAUCCUGGGGCUGGCGUAUGCCAUGGCCAACACAGGCAUCAUCCUCUUCCUGUAAGUGAUGCUUGCAGGGCCACGCGGGGCACUGCUGGUGCCUGCUCAACCCUUGUGGGCUCAACACCCAGCUGCC
Tinamus guttatus (white-throated tinamou) is the source of this 405-nucleotide messenger RNA. The record is from RefSeq and is a predicted model, not a curated record. NCBI's taxonomy places the organism in Eukaryota, Metazoa, Chordata, Aves, Tinamiformes, Tinamidae.